CUUUGCAGCAACGAGAAGAAUCAGAAGUUGAAUGAAUCAUGGCGGAUAAGCGAUGUAUCUCUUUGAUUCUACUUUUUGCUCUGAUUUAUCUUUCCCGAAUUUAACUCAAAAGCAAGACAAAAUGGUGGGCUCAAAGAUGCAUUCAUGGAUUGGAAGAUAAAUAACAUUCAUUUCAUUAUGGAGGCAAAGAACAUUCUGUUCAUCAAGAACAAACACAAAACCAGUUUCAGUUGGUUUCCUUCUGUAAAGCAAAAGAGAAAAGGGAGAUUAGAUAACGAUGCAUUUUGAAGACGAAAAAACUGAUCACGAGAAUCAAUCUGACAAAUUGAACUCUGACAAUGGCCGGACUUCUCGAUAGUGUGGCCGGAAAUCUGCUCGGAAGGAUAACUGAAGCCGCCGGCCGACUAGAGUUUCGUGAUAUCCGAAGCGAACUAAGAAACCUCGAAAUGACAGUGUCGGAUCUCAAGGCCGGAAUCAGAGACGCGGAGGAGAAGCAGGAUAUCCAUGAUGAACUCAAUGAUCUGCUUAAACAACUCAAAGAUACGUUUUCAAUGGCCGACAGUCUAAUUGAGGAAUUGGAAUGCGAAUAUUUGAAGUGGAGAGUGCAGAACCGAAAGAACGGCGUUAAGGGAUGCCAGUUCUCUUCUUGUUUCUCGUCCAAUGUCUUCGUUUCUCCAACUAAAACCGCCGAUGACAUCAACCAAAUGACAAAGAAGUUAGAUAUGAUUGAGGAAGCCAUGUCUAAAUUCUCUCUGGUUAAAGAUGAAAAUGAAUAUAUCAAACGUUUGAAGGGUGAAAUGACUCUGCGGACCUCUAUUACUGGUUCGCAAGCUUUCGCUAGGCUUCUGCGCUUGAGAAAAGAGGCGAUUCUCUCUGAUAAUGUGGACUCCAUUAUUGGUAGAGGUAAAGCAAAACAGAGUAUCAUUGAUGAACUUGUGAAGGAUGAAGAUGAUAAAAGAAAAUGUCCGCAUAUUCUUUCAAUCCAUGGAGAAGGAGGGAUGGGAAAGACGGCUCUGGCCAAGUUAGUCUACAAUGCACACCAAGUGUUUGAUCAUUUUGACAAGAGAAUAUGGGUAUGUGUUUCUGAAGAUUUUGAUGUUGAGAGAAUCAGAAGGGAGGUCCUCAGUUCUGCAACUGGAGAAAAUGUUACUGAUGCCUUAACCGACCCUCAUUUACUAAUCCGGCUCCAACGGAAAUUUGUUGACAAAAGAUUCUUGCUUGUUUUGGAUGAUUUUGGGGUUUUGGAUGCUGAAAGAGUAUUAGAACUGGAAAAAAUCGUGAAGAUGGGCGCUCCUGGCAGCAAGAUCAUGAUAACCACUCGUAGCCAGAAAACUCUAAAUGAUGCUACAACAUACAAGAUUGAAAAACUCGACGAGGAGAAAUCCAUGGAUUUAUUUAAACAUACAUGUGAAAGCAAAAGGCUUACUGAAAAGGUGGAGGAAUACAAAGAACUUGUGCCAAAAUGUGGAGGAGCUCCUUUGGCAAUCAAAUGUUUGGCGGGACUGCUUUCUUCGAAAGCGGGUGAUGGUGUUGAGUGGCUGAAUGUCAAGAACUCGAGUGAGAAAUGGAAACCAGAAGAGGUGAACGAGGGCAGUUGUGUUUUACGUGCACUGAGAAUGAGUUAUGAUCUAAUGCCAUCUUAUCUGAAACCAUGUUUUCUUUGCUUUUCAUUGUUGCCAAAAGAUAAUGUCUUCUACUCAUUUGAGCUAAUUCAGUUAUGGAUGGCGCAAGGAAUCCUUCAUUCAGAUAGCAAGGAUCCUGAGGCUGUUGGGGAGCAAUACUUCAACGAACUGUGGCUUCGUGGUUUACUUGAAGAUGUUGAGGAGCACACUCUUGGAUAUUGGUUCAAAAUUCAUAACCUUGUCCAUGAUCUUGCAGUCGAACAGGCCAAGGAACAAAAGAACCUCGAAAAUUUGCAUCAGCUUUCAUUUGUCGGUUGCAACAACAAGGAUUUUCGGCCGUCACCAAGCUAUGAUAUUCGCUAUCUUUCCAUUCCAGUCGGAGGUGUGGAGCCAGAGAUCAAUGGAGUCCCUCUUUUCAAAUGCAUCACCAAGUUCAGGCAGCUAAGGUUUUUGUACUUGUGCAACACUUCUCUGGAAGAAAUUCCAACCUCCAUUAACAUGCUGAGACAUUUAAGGUAUUUAGAUUUACGAGGGAAUCAACGACUCAAGAGGUUACCAGAAUCAAUCUGCAAGCUACAAAGCCUGCAGACCUUGAUUCUUGCAUUCUGCUCAGAGCUUGAAGAGCUUCCCAAAAACAUAAAGAACAUGAUCAGCCUAAGAUUCUUAUGGAUACAAACAAAGCAAGCCAACUUGGGAAAAGACGGCAUAGGAAGCUUAACAUCGCUUCGUUUUCUCGCCAUCGGAGGGAGCGAAAACUUAACUCACUUGUUUGAAGACAUCUACAAACUCAACGCCCUUCAAACACUGAUCAUUUACGAUUGCAAAUCACUGCUAACACUGCCAAAAGGCUUGGAAAGCUUGAGUUCUUUAUGUAAUAUGGCAAUAUGGGGGUGUGAACGGCUGAGAUUGACAUUCUCAUUAGAAUCGCUUUGUCCUAGGAAACUGAUACUCAGAGGACUUACAGCAGUGGGGACAUUACCGAAGUGGAUGCACCAUUUAGAUGAAAAUUUAGAAGUGCUUGAAAUUGGAGAGUUUCCCAUGCUAAAAGAAUUACCUAUCUGGUAUGGCAAUUAUUGGAAACUUCGAAUUCUUGGAAUCUCCAACUGCCCUAGGUUGGAGCCUAGUAUGCAUACAAAUUUUGGUUCUUAUUGUGAUCGAUUGGAGGAGUUGAGGAUCACAUUUUGUGGGUCUUUGAGCACACAAAGCAUGGAGGAAAGCAAUCAUGUAGAUCUGCGUAUCUCUCACAUCCCUACCAUUUAUGUGGACUCCAAAAAGAUUAAGCCACGAGUAGCAUCAACUGAGAAACAUGAGGCAGCAGGUGGAGCUGGAAAAAUUGAAGAAGCUGAGCAUGGAGUGCAUAAAGAUGACCAUGAGAGUGAAUCAAAACAUGAUAAUAUUAACAUUCAUGGAUCAAUUGGAGUCCGACAAGAUAACAGAGCUCCCUUGGAUGUUCUUACUGGGGCCAAAGAAAUUGGACGAGGAGAACUUGACCGAGCUACGAACGAUAAUCAUCUUGAAGCUGACAAUGAAAGUAAUGUUGGGACUGGACAACCUUCAAAAGCAGAACAUGAUGAACAAAUUGUUGAUGCAAAACAGGAUGAUGCCAAUGACAAUAAAAGUGAUGUUGGUGUUGGACAAACUAUGGGAUUAAAACUUGAUGGAAUCACUGAUGAGAGUCAUGUUGGGGCUAAACAAAUUACAAAAGCAAAAAAAGAUGGAGCUACUGGUGAGAGUCAUGUUGAUUUUGUACAAAUUGGAGGAGCAAAACAUAAUAAUAUUGACAUUCAUGGACUAAGAGCUGCCAAGGAAAGUCAUGCUGGGGCCAGACAAACUGGACGAGGAAAACAUGACCGAGCUACGAACGAUAAUCAUCAUCAAGCUGACAACGAAAGUCAUGUUGGGACUGGACAACCUUUAAAACCAGAUCAUGAUGAACAAACUGUUGGAACAAAACAGGAUGAUGCUAAUGACAAAAAUAGUUAUGUUGGUGUUGGACAAACUAUGGGAUUAAAAGUAGAUGGAAUCACUGAUGAGAGUCAUGUUGGGGCUAAACAAACUAUAGAAGCAAAAAAGGAUGGAGCUGCUGAUGAUAAUCAAGUUGGUAUUGGGCAAAUUGGAGCAGAAUAUGUUGGAGAAGCUAACAAAAAGCAUGUUGAAGUUGGAAAAAUUGGAGCAAAACUUGGUGGAGCAAAUGAAAAUGGCCAUGAUAAGGUCUGUUUGGGUGAUGAUGACCAUGCUGGAGCUGACCAAGGUAUGAUCAUUACAUAUGAGGGUUUCUGAGGAUGAUCUUAUUCCCAUGUAAUUUGUGUAUAUGACAUUUAUUUGGCUAUUGCUUUCUUUACUCAAAAACUCAUUUUAAUUGCUAAAUUUAUGUAUUUUAAUGACAUCGUUGUGGUAUUUUCUUAAUACAUGAUAUCAGGAUUUGAACCUCUGACCUUAAAAGAGGUAGUA
Benincasa hispida (wax gourd) is the source of this 4073-nucleotide messenger RNA. Lineage: Eukaryota; Viridiplantae; Streptophyta; Magnoliopsida; Cucurbitales; Cucurbitaceae. The record is from RefSeq and is a predicted model, not a curated record.